Belonocnema kinseyi is the source of this 2413-nucleotide messenger RNA. RefSeq lists its product as uncharacterized. NCBI's taxonomy places the organism in Eukaryota, Metazoa, Arthropoda, Insecta, Hymenoptera, Cynipidae. The transcript is spliced from 4 exons. The record is from RefSeq and is a predicted model, not a curated record. Gene Ontology annotation, biological process: regulation of synaptic transmission, cholinergic; positive regulation of voltage-gated potassium channel activity; sleep. The coding region runs from base 256 to 711 and encodes 151 amino acids.
GAUACUACACACGGCUUCAGUCAGAGGCAGCCGCGAUUCCGCGCUGUGCGCAUCAUACAUUCAUCUACGUACAUAUCCAAGCCUACGUGAUACUAUCCAUCCGCUUGUGCAUUUCGAUACAUGAUCGUGCCCGGCUUCGAACUUGCCUAGACUAAUUGCCGAACGAAAUUUGGGGCAAAGUGAUAUUCACCUAGUGACCACAAAUCACGAAAUUUACUCUCCUAAACAGUGAACACACAUGGUCCAGUGAUUCCUAUGAUGACGAGCGCCGCUACCACUCGACUAGCAACGAUCAGCACUUUAUUGUUCUUCUUUUUUACGGUUUUUCGAUAUGGUGAAGCAGUAAUAUGUUAUCAGUGUAACAGUGCGUACGAUCCAAGAUGCGGUGAUCCUUUCGAUCCUUACAGCUUAGGAACGGUCAAUUGCAGUUUUCAACCACGCUUGGAACAUCUAAGCCACAUUGAACCAAGUAUUUGCAGAAAAAUUAGCCAGAAAGUUUAUGGCAGAGAAAGAGUUGUCAGAGGAUGUGGAGUUUUAAGCGACGAGAGUAGCGACAAUAAAGCAUGUGUAAGAAGAACUGGAACUCACGAUGUGCAAGCAUUUUAUUGCGCUUGCACUGGAGAUCUCUGUAAUGGCGCUUAUUAUAAACUGCCAUCGUUUGUUGCAAUAGCAAUUCUUUUGUUUUUAUCAGCGGGGAAGAUGAUAUAUUAGCGAUAUAUUAGCCCAUGAAAAGAAGAGUAUGGUCACUUUCAUUCGCUGCUACCUUUCGAUGAAUCGAAGACUGAAUGGAUCUUUCGCCUAAAAAGUCUGAAAAGUUUGAAGGGUAAAUAGGCCUAUUAAGGUAUCAGCUCAUUAAAUGGAAUUUGGUGAUGAUGAAAGUGCAAAAGUAAUUGAAAAUGAAAGAGCAUGAGUGAAUAUGAGUAUAAAGGAAUAUUCGGAUUAAAAGUAGAAUUCAUACUUUAGAAAAUCCGCAAUUAAGGAAUUGAAAGAUUCAAAAUCAAGUGUUAAAAUGCUGUAGCCCGAAAUUGAAUUUAAUAGAUAUAUUUUCUCUUCAGUGAAAAUAAUAGAAUAAUCAAAUUAUUCUCCUAUAAUAUGUGUAACUUAAUUUCAUUAAAAAACAAAUAAAAUGAUGAUUAGCAUUCGUGUAGUAGCAAUCUAGGAAGACCUGGUUGAAAUUAGAAUAUUGAAAGAGCUGAAUUUUGUGCAGCAAAAAUAUAUUUGCGUUAGUCCAGAAAUUUCCAUGAUUAAAGUCAUGGGAUGGAAAGUUCAUUUGAUUUAUUUAUAGUAAUAUUUACGAAGAAAAUCUUGGACUUAGAUCUAAUACCUUGAUUUUGAAAAUGGAAAAUAGAAUUAUUUCAAUAAGAAAUAGAGCGCAGUAAUAAUAAGCGAGGCAGGAGGUGCCAUCAGCAGUUCCAUGAUGGACACGGAAAUAGUUUGUCAAUCUUUAUUAGUCCUAGCUAAUUCCAAAAUUUGUAACGACAUGCCCUUUAUUGUUCGUCCGAACUAAAAAUAACUAUAAAAAAGAGUCACGUAAUCACAUGAGCCUACCAAAAAAAAAUGCGAGGCAACUUUAGCAUACAGAAUAUUAAAGAAUAAAAAAAAUCAUUUAUGUCAGUACAAUAGAGUUUUGAAUAGAAGAUACUUAUCAAAUUUUAUUGAAAAGACGCUGCCUACGUUAGGACGCGCAUAGAAAUAAUUUAUUGUUAAGUAUAACAAAUAGAAGUUAUCAACUCCUAUAAUCGCUAAGCGAUAUGUGUUCACAUACUAUGAAUGAUAUAUUUAAAUAAAGAACGAAUAAAGAACGCGAAAAUUUUAGUUUCCUCAGCUGUGAAAUUAAGGUUUUUUAAAGUUUUUGACUAAGAAAUGUAAUUUUUCUUCUAAAAAAAGUUAAACUCUAUAAACUUUUUAUAACUUCAUCUAGAUUUUUGUUUUAUCAAACUAAAAUUGGAGAAAAACUACAAAAUUAUAAUAAGAGUAAAGUACUUCAAAUGUAAAUUCAGAGUUUUAAGUUUAAUCAUCAAUAACUAUUGUCUUUGUGGUACUAGGACAACUGUUCUCUCGAUUGCAAUUUUCUAUACAACCCUGGCGAACCGAAGAAAUCGAAAGGAGCCUCUAAAGAGUACCCUUAAAGAGCCAAUACUUUUUCUUGCAGUGUGAAAAACCUGAAAUAAUAACAUACCUCUAAUUUACAUGGAACGAAGGCGGCUUCAAGUGCAUCUUCUUUUAGUAGCAGUUAAUAUGAGUUCCGUCGGUAACUUUAAGAAUUGUGUCUGAAUGCUAGCGUCACUCAGUGGAAACUUCAUACAACAACGCUGCGACGCAAGUGAGAAAGAAUUUUAUUUUUAAACUUCGCGCGCAACAUACUACUUGAGCUACUAUAGGUGCGCUUAAAGUCACCUUCAGCAGAAGGUAA